AUGAGCGCACUCAUCCAGUUGCGUGAUUCAACAGGUGGAUUCAUACAAGCUCGCGCUUUACUUGACACCUGUGCAACAGCUAAUUUCAUUACUGAAAAUUUGUCUAGCAAAUUAAAAUUGCCAAUGCAAAACUGUUCUAUUCCGAUCGGGGCUGUUAAUGGAAUGCAAACCUUUUCAAAACAUGUCGUUCAAAUAAGUUGUAAAUCUUUAAAUAAUAAAUUUCAAAGAUCAUUAUCAUUUUUAACUGUUAACGAAAUUGCAGAGCUGAGUCCAAAUGAAAUCUUUCCACGUAAUAAAAUAGACAUACCUAAAAAGAUAAUACUUGCUGAUCCGGAAUUUCAUAUACCAAGACCCGUAGAUGUCCUUAUCGGUUCAGGUACCACACUUUCUCUUCUAUCUGUCGGACAGAUUAACUGCUCACAAAAUGAUUGUGAUUUAAUAUUACAAAAAACGCAACUAGGAUGGGUUGUAGCGGGAGGAGUCAUUGACGACAAAAAUAUACUUUCUGUAACUUGUCAACUAACUGAUCUGUCGAGUCAAUUAACAAAAUUCUGGACUAUUGAAGACGUAAGUUCUAGUGAUUCCCGAUCUAUUGAGGAUUCUACAUGUGAGACUUAUUAUCAAAACACUACUAUUCGCGAUACAGACGGUCGAUAUAUAGUAAAACUACCCUUUCGCGCAGACGAUGUCGAGUUCGGGAAUUCCAAACAAAAGGCUCUAAAUAGAUUUCUGUCUUUACAGAAGAGAUUAAAUUCAGACUCAUCAUUAAAAUCCGAAUACAAUAAAGUCAUGAAUGAAUACAUCAAUCUUGGCCACAUGGUAGACGUACCGGAUGAUAGUGGACCAGGGUAUUACAUGCCCCAUCAUCCGAUAAUAAAAACAUCCAGCACUACCACUAAGGUACGCGUUGUAUUUGAUGCUUCAGCUAAAACCGAUAAAGGUAUCUCCUUGAAUGAAGUCUUACUAACAGGGCCUACUAUACAAGAUAAUCUUUUCACCAUUCUCUUACGUUUUCGCACUUUUGUCUAUGCUAUGACUUCUGAUAUCGCUCAAAUGUAUCGACAAAUUUGCAUACAUCCGGAUCAUCAUAAAUUUCAACGAAUCCUUUAUUAUCAUAAUGACAAAAUUAGUACCUUUGAACUUAAACGAGUUACAUUUGGGGUUUCUGCAGCUCCAUUUCUAGCUAUACGCACUGUAAAUCAACUUGCUGAUGACGAAUCUCAUAAUUUUCCUGUAGCUUCAAAAAUAUUAAAACGAGAUCUUUAUGUCGACAACUUAUUAACCGGAUCCAAUUCUUUGACCGAAAUUUUAAAUUUGCGUGACGAAAUCAUUCAACUAGUGCGAAAGGGUGGAUUUGAACUCAGACAAUGGGCUUCGAAUCACCGACACGCACUGGAUAAUUUCGAUCAAAGAACCUUAGAUUUAGAUUGUGCUAUUAAUGAUGAUCCUAUCUCUAAAACUUUGGGCAUAGCAUGGAAUUCUCUAACUGACGAAUUUAUCUAUACAGUCAAAUCAAACGAUUCAUCACGAAAAAUAACUAAACGAACCAUUUUAUCUGACAUUGCAAAAAUUUUCGAUCCUAUCGGAAUUCUAGGUCCUAUUGUAUUAGCUGCAAAAACCAUCAUUCAAGAAUGUUGGAAAUUAAAGGUCCAUUGGGAUGAAACGGUCCCACAAGAAUUGCAUUUGCGCUGGUGUAAAUUUGCUGAACAAUUACCCCUAAUCAAAGACUUUUCUGUUGAACGAAAUAUUUUAAUUCCUGAUCCGUCUGACAUACAAUUGCAUGGAUUUUGUGAUGCUAGUAGAGUAGGCUAUGGUGCUUGCAUUUAUAUAAGAUCAGUGAAUAAACAUGGAGACGUAAUCGUGAAAUUAGUUUGUUCCAAAUCUCGAGUUGCUCCCAUUAAAGAUGUUACAAUUCCAAAAUUAGAGUUAUGUGGAGCAUUAUUACUUGCUAAAUUAUAUAAAGACACAAUUCCUUCAUUUAACGUUGACAUAUCUAAAGUCACAUUUUGGUCUGAUUCAACUAUUGUACUUCAAUGGCUCAAACGAUCUCCCAGCACUCUCAAGGUCUUUGAAGCGAAUCGCGUUACACAAAUUCAAACCCUUUGCAGUAAAAUCGAAUGGCGACAUGUCAGAACCAAGGAUAACCCGGCAGAUUGCUUAUCUAGAGGUCAACUUCCUUCUAAAUUUCUAAAUAACAAAAUGUGGUUGAUAGGUCCUACGUGGCUAUCACAGGAUCCUCUCAAUUGGCCUAACUUAAAGCCGGCAGUUCUUUCUGAACUUCCUAGUGUUUGA
Molecule: messenger RNA, 2292 nt
Organism: Cotesia glomerata
Lineage: Eukaryota; Metazoa; Arthropoda; Insecta; Hymenoptera; Braconidae
Exons: 1
Coding region: 1-2292 (763 amino acids)
Source: RefSeq, a predicted model, not a curated record